AAAAUCACUGCCAUUCUGAGCUUGGCAGGACAGCGUCCUUCAUCCACCAAGAGAAGCAGAAACAGGCCCAGAGAGGGGGAGUGAUUUGCCCAGAGCCACACUGCCUGGCUCUCUUAAAGGGCCUGGGCUUGCCGCCUGCACUUCCAGGGCAGCCAACAGCCCACAGGAGUCAGGAGCUGGGAGGUGGGAGGGGCAUAUCAGUGCCAACGAGCUGUUUUGCUCAGUUUCCUGUCACUGUGCCCCAGCGGGAUGCUCCAGCACAUGUGGGUCUGCACAUUCCUCAGGCCGGACAGUGCUCGGCAGGCUGACAGCCACAGCUGUGCCAAGCCUGCUGGCCCCGGGCGUUGUUUUCAACCAGAGAGGCCCCUCUGGGGGUGGCUGAGCGGGAAGUGGGCUGGGAUGUCUUAUUUCUGGAACUCGUGUCUUGCUGGGGGUCCUGAGAAGAAGGCCUGAGGAUGUGUUGGUGGCACAGAGGGAAGUGGUGAGAAUCCAGGCUCAGGUUUCUGCCUCCAGGUACAGUCUGGCACCUGGAUCCCUGCAGGUGCACUUCAGGCCCCUGCAGGUGCCAUGACUCAGCAGCCCCAGGAGGACUUUGACAGGAGCAUGGAGGAUGCCCAGGCAUGGAUGAAGGCUGUGCAGGACCAGCUGCAGGUCAAUGACAACACGCAGGGACCCCGCGCGGCCCUGGAGGCCAGGCUGUGGGAGACCGAGAAAAUAUGCCAGCUGGAGCCUGAGGGGCGUGUGAAGGUGGACCUCGUGCUACGGAUGGCCGAAGCCCUCUUGGCAUGCUGCCCUGGGGACCAGAAGCCCGGGAUCCUGGCCCGGCUGAAGGACAUCAAGGCCCAAUGGGAGGAGACAGUCACCUACAUGACUCACUGUCACAGCCGCAUCGAGUGGGUGUGGCUGCACUGGAGCGAGUACCUGCUGGCCCGAGAUGAGUUCUACCGCUGGUUCCAGAAGAUGAUGGUCACGCUGGAGCCCCACAUCGAGCUCCAGCUGGGCCUGAAGGAGAAGCAGUGGCAGCUGAGCCACGCCCAGGUGCUGCUGCACAAUGUGGACAACCAGGCGGUGCUCCUGGACCGGCUGCUGGAGGAGGCAGCCUCCCUGUUCAACAGGAUCGGGGACCCCAGCGUGGACGAAGAUGCUCAGAAGAGAAUGAAGGCUGAGUACGAUGCAGUGAAGGCCAAGGCCCAGGAGCGGGUAGAUCUGCUGGAGCAGGUGGCCCGGGAGCAUGAGGAAUACCAGGCAGGCGUGGACGAGUUCCAACUGUGGCUGAAGGCGGUGGUGGAGAAGGUGAAUGGCUGCCUGGGGCGGAACUGCAAGCUGCCCAUCACGCAGCGCCUCUCCACACUGCAGGACAUUGCCAAAGAUUUUCCCAGGGGCGAGGAGUCUUUGGAGAGGCUGGAGGAGCAGUCUGUGGGUGUCAUUCGGAACACCUCUCCUUUGGGUGCAGAGAAGAUCACCGGAGAACUGGAAGAGAUGAGGAAAGUUCUGGAGAAGCUGCGCGCCCUCUGGGAGGAGGAGGAGGAGCGGCUGCGGGGCCUGCUUCAGUCCAGGGGAGCCUGUGAGCAGCAGAUUAAGCAGCUGGAGGCUGAGCUCAGUGAGUUCAGGAUGGUCCUGCAGAGGCUGGCCCAGGAGGGCCUGCAGCCUGCGGGGAAAGCGGGGACCGAGGACGAGCUGGUGGCACACUGGAGACGCUACUCGGCAACACGGGCGGCGCUGGCCUCGGAGGAGCCCCGGCUGGACUGGCUGCAAGCCCAGCUGAAGGAGCUCAUCGUCUUCCCUCACAACCUGAAGCCACUCUCUGAUAGUGUCAUCGCUGCCAUCCAGGAGUAUCAGAGCCUGAAGGUGAAGAGCGCCAGGCUGUGCAAUGCCGCGGGGGUGGAGCUGUGGCAGCAUUUCCAGCGGCCUCUGCAGGAUCUGCAGCUGUGGAAGGCCCUGGCCCAGCGGCUCUUGGAGGUCACUGCCAGCCUGCCGGACCUGCCUUCCCUUCACACCUUCCUGCCCCAGAUCGAGGCGGCCCUGAUGGAAAGCUCCCGCCUGAAAGAGCUGCUGACGAUGCUGCAGCUGAAGAAAGACCUCCUGAUUGGCAUCUUUGGCCAGGAGAGAGCCACGGCACUCCUGGAGCAGGUGGCAGGUUCCAUGAGGGACAGAGACCUGCUGCAUAACGGCCUCCUGCAGAGGAAAAGCAAACUGCAGAGCCUGCUCGCUCAGCACAAAGACUUUGGAGCGGCUUUUGAGCCCCUGCAGAGGAAGCUCUUGGACCUCCAAGUCAGGGUCCAAGCCGAGAAGGGGCUUCAGCGGGACCUUCCUGGAAAGCAGGCCCAGCUCUCAACGUUGCAGGGGCUGCAGGAAGAGGGGCUGGACUUGGGGGCACAGAUGGAGGCUGCAAGGCCUCUGGUCCAGGAGAACCCCAACCACCAGCACAAAAUGGACCAGCUUUCCUCCGACUUCCAGGCCCUGCAGAGGUCUCUGGAGGACCUUGUGGACAGGUGUCGGCAGAGUGUGCAGGAGCACUGCACCUUCAGCCACCAGCUGCUGGAGCUGCGGCAGUGGAUUGUUGUGACCACACAAAAGCUGGAGGCACACCGGGGAGAGGCAGGCCCGGGGGAUGCUGAGUCCCAAGAGGCCGAGUUUGAGAGGCUGGUGGCAGAAUUCCCGGAGAAGGAGACCCAGCUGUCCCUGGUGGAAGCGCAGGGCUGGCUGGUGAUGGAGAAGUCUUCUCCGGAGGGUGCUGCCGUGGUGCAGGAGGAGCUCAGGGAGCUGGCAGAGUCGUGGCGGGCCUUGAGGCUGCUGGAAGAAAGUCUGCUGAGCCUCAUCAGAAACUGGCAUCUGCAGAGGAUGGCAGUGGAUUCGGGGAAGAAAAUGGUUUUCACCAACAACAUCCCGAAGUCAGGAUUUCUCAUCAACCCCAUGGAUCCUAUUCCCAGGCAUCGUCGACGCGCAAAUCUUCUACAGGAAGAAGAAGGGAGCCAUGAAGAUUUCUCCCAGCUCCUGAGGAACUUUGGGCAGUGGUUGCAGGUGGAAAACUCCAAGCUGGUUAGAAUCAUCGCAAUGAGAACUUCUACAGCCGAGGACUUGAGGACCAGAAAAUCGAAGCUGCAGGAGCUGGAGGCUCGGGUGCCAGAAGGUCAGCAUCUCUUUGAGAACCUCCUUCGUCUCGGGCCAGCAAGGGGGACCUCAGAUGAGCUGGAAGAUCUGCGCUACCAGUGGAUGCUGUACAAGUCCAAGCUGAAGGACUCUGGCCACCUGCUGACACAAAGUUCUCCAGGGGAGCCGACUGGAUUCCAAAAGACUCGGCGGUGGCGAGGACUGGGCUCCCUCUUCCGGAGGGUGUGCUGUGUGGCGCUCCCACUGCAGUUGCUUCUGCUGCUGUUCCUCCUCCUGCUGUUCCUGCUCCCAGUCAGGGAAGAGGACCGCAGCUGCACCCUGGCCAACAACUUCGCCCGCUCCUUCACGCUCAUGCUGCGCUACAAUGGCCCACCACCCACCUAACCCACUGGGGCACACAGGUGACUUUCUCCUCCAACCUCCAUCAGUCCCAGGGCCCCUCCUGAGGAUGCUCGCCAGGGAAACUGGAAACAGGGGCAGGGCAAAGACUGUAGAGCUGCAUCCAUAUCAGUGCUGUGUCAGCGUUCCCAGAACACACUUACUUUUUAUACAGUGUUGUCUUAGUCUAUUUAUACUAAAUGUGUACUACAUGUGACUAGGGAAUAAUGUCUAGAAUUUUUAUAUGAUCUGUAUGUAAAUGCUCAGUAUGUAUAAUUUCAUAUACGAGGUCUAUUUGGAGUUGGGAAAAUUCCUAGCAAUGGCUCCCUCCAAUGGGAUUUUGUGGUAUUGUUGACUUGGUCUGCAGUCAACCCUAGAGAGCAAGAACAAUAACAUGUCACUUUCAUGGCAACCUCUUCUCCAAAGCGAAUCCCAGAAUUCAGAUGUAAUGAAAGGCCUCUGAGCUGCAACGUGGAAGAGCGCCAUAGACCCUCACUUGGUGCCCAGUGACUCUUGCUUUAUGCGUAAUGAGAACAAGUAUGCUUGUCUAGUUUUAACAACCACAAAGAAUAGCUGCCACGUGUCAGAAGUAGAAAUGGCAAUGACCAGAGGCAGGUUCAAUGAUAGCAGUGACAAGUGACAGAGUGAUAUCAAGGGAGAAAAAGAAGAGCUGCAGAGAGCAGAUCCCCGAACUAAGAAAGCACAGCUAUGUGGAGGCAUUGCAUGCCGGAGCCCUAACCCCAGCUCUCAGCGGCUUCUGAUCACACAGACCUAUGAGGACUGUCCCUGGUGAUGACACCGAGCCCCCAUGAAACGGCGAGAUCCUGCUCUGUGUGUUUCAUUCAGGGAGAAAGGGAAGAAGACAAGCUUUAUUUUUAAGAUUUCCAUGCAGACUGGUGAGGCACACUCGGUGAGCAGCACCCACUGGCAGUGCCCAGGAAAGAUGUGUUUCCUCUGUUGCUCCUGGACUGAGUUUUCAUCGUCGAGAGCUCGAGCUGCAGGUGAGAAGGGAAGCAUCUGCCACGCCAGGGGCCAGGGAUCGAGGGUCCAGGACAGAGGUGAGAGAAUCUGCUUUGGAGUUCAGACUGUCUCAAGGGCUCUCCUUCCCUUUCCCAGAAAAGACUCUGGAGACAGCAGGUCCAUGGGUCCAAGAAGGUCUCAUGUGCAUCCCCAUAUGGGACUAGGGCCCAGGCCACCCAAAACCAGGCCCUCUCCAGCCAGGUGUAGGCGAGCUGGGCUCCAUGCACCACCUGGGCUGGGGCCGCGGUGACUCCAUGUGAGUUCCCGAGGCCAGAAAUUCAUCCCUUCCUUGCCAGGGAACUCUGGGAUGGUUCCUAAGUGCUCUACAACUGGAUCAUGUUUUUCCUAAAUCAACACUAAAUUUUCCCCUUUAAAAAAGUACUUAAUGCCCACUCUCUACAAAUGGAUUUUGUCUGUUCAACUACAAAUAUGAGGGGAUUUCCUCGGACCUUCUGUCCGGCUUUGGAAUCAUAAGGUAUUAUAGACCCAGAAAGGCCCUUUAAGUAGAGGGGAAACUGAGGACCUAAGAGGGCCUGAUGCCCAGCACCACUGCUGUCUCACACACACUGACCCUUUGCCUUUCACUGUGAGCUCUGCCCUCGGGGACCCGGGUCUUAGGCAACUAGGACAUUUCACCGGCAGGAAACCCGUGCUGCCAAGGAGAGCCCUUGGGGCUGACUCAGAAAGCGUACUUUUUUUUUUUCUUUUAACUCGCCUGUAUUUGUUACAACUUUAAGCAGAAUGUGACUUGGGCACUAUAUUUCCAUCCACAAGCCUGGCUCUGAGUUAUUAUUAUUAUUGUUAUUAUAAUUAUUUUGAGAUGGAGUUUCGCUCUUUUUGCCCAGGCUGGAGUGCAGUGGUGCGAUCUCGGCUCACUGCAACCUCCGCCUCCCAGAUUCAAGCGAUUCUCCUGCUUCAGCCUCCCGAAUAGCUGGGAUUACAGGCAUCUGCCACCAUGCCCAGCUAAUUUUUGUAUUUUUAGUAGAGUUAGGGUUUUACCAUGUUGGCCAGGCUGGUCUCGAACUCCUGACCUCAGGUGAUCCGCCCACCUCAGCGUCCCAAAGCACUGGGAUUACAGGCAUGAGCCACCAUGCCUGGCCAUUUUUUUUUUUUUGAAUAGCUUUAUGAUAAGCUGUAGGCUUAUAAUUAUGCUCCUCCAAACAACACUUUUCUUUGGAAAACAAGCCCUGUGGACUCUCCAUCCUUCCAUCAAGUUCCUUCCCUCAAGCUGCUUCAGUUUAACUUAUUUCUACAAGACUAGCACAUGCAGAAUUGGCAACUACAGGGGAUGAAAAGUUCAAAAAGUAGAUCCUACAACCCUGUGACUUGGUUUCCAAAUGUCUAGAGAAAUUUGUGAUUUCAUGGAAGAAGAGAAAGCACACUUUUCUCCAGAUAUCUGGAAACCAAGCCAUAGGGCCGUUCUCUGCAGGCGACCACCUUACUGGAAAAUCAGGAGCUGAGUGAGCCCAGGCAGCCAAGCCCAGAUGUCCAGUCCUGGAAGUCAGAGCAGUGGCAGGGUGGGUGGGUGGGUGGAGGGGGGGCCUUGCCAGGUGUCCACUCUCCUAUGUCACAGGUGAGAAAGCUGAGGCCCAGAAUGGGGAAGAAACUGAUCCAUGGCCACACAGUGAGAGGCAGCAAGGCCAGAGCCCAACUGGCCACCAUGGCCCUCAGGUGGUACCCUGCUCAUUGUGGUAUGAUCCGCUCAUGUCAGCAACUACAUGAAAAAAACAGCCACUGGGCACGUGUGCAGCCUGUCACAUAUACCACAUGUUGGGGAAGGAGAAGCUGGAACAUGCGGGCGGGGGUGGGAAUAUCUACCUAUAUUUUUUAAAUUUUGAUAAUGAUGCCAUCAAGUCUGCUUGUUUGCAUAACUGUUUUUUUAAAAAAGAAUUGAUAUUUUCAGUAUUUUCAUAUAAAUAUACUUGUAAUAUGAUGUAACA
Messenger RNA from Pan troglodytes (chimpanzee), 6449 nucleotides. It is a transcript of the gene SYNE3, whose product is annotated as spectrin repeat containing nuclear envelope family member 3. Bases 568 to 3495 code for a protein of 975 amino acids. NCBI's taxonomy places the organism in Eukaryota, Metazoa, Chordata, Mammalia, Primates, Hominidae. Gene Ontology annotation, biological process: nuclear migration. Gene Ontology annotation, molecular function: actin filament binding. The transcript is spliced from 18 exons. The record is from RefSeq and is a predicted model, not a curated record. Gene Ontology annotation, cellular component: nuclear outer membrane; cytoplasm; meiotic nuclear membrane microtubule tethering complex.